Molecule: messenger RNA, 1404 nt
Organism: Lodderomyces elongisporus
Lineage: Eukaryota; Fungi; Ascomycota; Pichiomycetes; Serinales; Debaryomycetaceae
Gene: RRP8
Product: 25S rRNA (adenine645-N1)-methyltransferase
Exons: 1
Coding region: 1-1404 (467 amino acids)
Biological process (GO): rRNA methylation; ribosomal large subunit biogenesis
Cellular component (GO): nucleolus
Molecular function (GO): rRNA (adenine) methyltransferase activity
Source: RefSeq, a predicted model, not a curated record
AUGUUGUUUGAGGCAAAAGGUUGGAAUUUAAAAAAUAGCGAUAAGAUAGCGCUUGGUGGAGCUGCGAAGAAGAAGAAAAAGAAUACAAAUAACAGCAACAAGAACAAUAGUUCUAAUGGAAAAAAAGGAAAUUUUACUGGAAGUAGUAUUACUAAAGAGGAUGUUGAAAGAGUUAUUAACCCUACAACUUUUGACGAAACUAGUAAUAAAAACGAGAAAUCAAAGAAAAAUGAAAAGAGGAAUGAAAAGAAUAAACUGGAACAGGAGCAGAAUUCUGGCAAUAUUGAACUGGCCAAGUCAAAGAGGCGUGAGAAUGAUAAACUUGACAAAAUUGGUAAAAAUGGUGAAGCUUCCAAUGUCAAAUCGGACAAAAAGAGACAAUCAAGAGACGACGAUAAUGAUUCAUCGACAAAAGUGAAGCGAUCAAAAGCUAUUCAGAAAUCUGUAAAUACUUCUACAACAUUAUCUACUACACCUGCCAAUGAUUCAGUUGCAGCACCUAUGCCGAUUCCAGUCACAUCGCAAACAAAACUCACACCAUUGCAACAAAAGAUGAUGUCGAAGCUUUCCGGGUCCCGUUUUAGAUGGAUUAAUGAACAACUUUAUACAAUCACCUCAGAAGAGGCAUUAAAACUCAUUAAGGAACAACCCUCUUUGUUUGAUGAAUACCAUCAAGGAUUCCGUUCUCAAGUUUCUAGUUGGCCAGAGAACCCAGUUGAUGUUUUCGUAAAUCAGUUCAAGCAGAGGUUGACUACAAGAAACAUCAAUGCUCCGGGUGGAUUGCCUGGUAACCAGGAUAAAAGAAUUGUUGUUGCAGAUAUGGGAUGCGGCGAGGCACAAUUCAGCGCAGAUAUAGGUCAAUUUGUCAAACAAUUACAGAAAAAGGGCAAGAAAUAUAGAAACUUGAAUGUUGAUGUUCACAGCUAUGAUUUAAAGAAAUACAAUGAGAGAAUCACUGUGGCAGAUAUCAAAAAUGUCCCACUUGCCUCGGGUUCUGCAAGUAUAGUCAUUUUCUGCCUUGCAUUAAUGGGUACAAAUUUUUUGGAUUUUAUUAAGGAGGCAUAUAGGAUAUUACAGCCUAGAGGAGAAUUGUGGAUUGCAGAGAUUAAAUCAAGGUUCACAGAUGGCGGCCCAGAAAGGGCUGAAAACGUCGGUAGUGAAUUUGUGGAGGCAUUGAAACUCAAUGGGUUUUUCCAUAAACUGACUGACAAUUCAAAUAAGAUGUUCACUAGAUUUGAGUUCUUUAAGCCUCCACAAGAUAUAAUAGAUGAAAGAAGGGCUAAAUUGGAGAGGAAGAGAAAGUUUAUUGAAGAAGAAAGCGAGAAAGAGAAAUUGGAAAGCAAGAGAGAAAAGAGACCUGAAGGUGAAUGGCUUUUGAAGCCAUGUAUUUACAAAAGGCGGUAA